Messenger RNA from Branchiostoma floridae (Florida lancelet), 4394 nucleotides. RefSeq names its product metal-response element-binding transcription factor 2-like. The record is from RefSeq and is a predicted model, not a curated record. Gene Ontology annotation, biological process: chromatin organization; regulation of DNA-templated transcription. The transcript has 19 exons. The coding region runs from base 162 to 2357 and encodes 731 amino acids. Gene Ontology annotation, molecular function: chromatin binding; DNA binding. Lineage: Eukaryota; Metazoa; Chordata; Leptocardii; Amphioxiformes; Branchiostomatidae. Gene Ontology annotation, cellular component: nucleus.
UAGAGGGCGCUGUUCAUGAUCCGAAUUUGGUUUUCCCGCCAUUCUGUGACCCCAUCAGUAAAAACAUCAUGGCGCACAUAUGACGAUAUUUUCGAUGAUCCAAACAUUCUGACUCGCUCUCCUGCCUACCGAGCCAACGAUCACGUAUUUUCUCGCCAAGGAUGGACAAGACUGGUCUGGCCCGACACAAGGGAAGCCCCAAUAAGGACAGUCCUGGCAAAAACACUCCCCGUAAGAUGAUCCAGCCAGCCUCGUCUUCCAUCCCCUCAUCACCAACAAGGAUGAAGGCAUCGCCACAUGGGACCCCAAACAAGUCCCCACCCGAGACCCCCACCAGAAUGAAGGCCUCCCCCUCCAGAGUCAAGGCUUCCCCGUCGUACUCAGACAAGAAGAGACACUCCACCCCCCAGAUCACCCCCAAGAGGGAGAAGGUUCCCUACAACGUGACUCCCAACUGCAGCAGCGGGCUGGAGAUGUCUCCUCGCAAGGACUACGUGGUGGGGCAGGACGUGCUGGCCAGGUGGACGGACGGACUCUUCUACCUGGGGACGGUCAAGAAGGUUGAUGAGAAGUUGGGUCGAUGUUACAUCCUGUUUGAGGACCAGUCUUCCUUUUGGGUCAUGUUCAAGGACAUGAUGGGGAGUCCCAACUACAACACAGAGUUGACCUGUACCCUGUGCAGUGAUGGCACCUCAGAGGAGCCCAACCAGAUAGUCAUCUGUGACAGAUGUGGUCAAGGUUACCAUCAGCUGUGUCACCAGCCCCCCAUCCUGGACAGUGUGUUAGAGCCAGAGGUGCAGUGGUUAUGCAGACAGUGCAUCUUUGCCAACUCUGUUAAGAGAGGAGGUGCUCUGAAGAAAGGUCCAAAUGCUAAAGCACUUCAACAGAUGAAAUUGGCGCUUCCAUAUGAAACAGUCCCAGGCUGCCAUGCCCUGUCCCCCAUUAACCUGUACACAGCUCUGUUGUCCCAGAUGAACAUGACAUCACAGUUGACUUCCCUGUCGUGGGAUUCCGCCCAUCGGACAAACAAGCAGGAGUGUUACUGCUACUGCGGAGGUCCAGGAGACUGGUACCUGAAGAUGUUACAGUGCUCCAGAUGCAGACAGUGGUUCCAUGAAGCAUGUGUCCAGUGCCUGGAGAAGCCCAUGCUGUAUGGAGACAGGUUCUACCUCUUUGUGUGCUCUGUGUGUAAUGCUGGGCCAGAGUACCUGCAGCGCAUGGAGAUGAAAUGGGUUGACCUGGCCCAGCUGGUCCUGUACAACUUGAGUCUCACCAACAAGAAGAAGUACCAGGACUUUGACAACGAGAUCAUGCCUUUCAUCAACAACAACUGGGACAACCUCCAGCUGGUUAGGCUGGAAGCGUUCACCCGAGGAGAGAGGCAAGAAAAGGUCUUGGAUGCACUGAGAGCAUCAAAAACAAGGUUUGCCUGCGGCAAGGAAGUCAAAAAGAGGAAGUCCAUAUUUGGCUUGCGAAUUCGCACACCUCCCGUCCCCCCCACCAUCAUUCUUCCGUUGGACGGGCCAAUCAACGAGGUGACAAUGAAUGACCUUGAGAUGAAGGGUCGCAAGGUCAAAACUUUUGUCCCAGCACAAAGGCUGUCAGAAUCCCCCGUACCCCUGAACAGAAAACGGUCCCUAGACUUGGAUGACUCUGACAUGGACACCAAGGCCAAGAGAGCGCGCAAACUCCUGGAGGCAGCUAAGACAACUCUGCGUGUGAAGAGCCCGAAGAGUGCGAACCAGUCGUACACAGGUUACGGCGGCAGGCUGUACGGGGAUAACGGUCUCCCCUCCACCUCCAGUCUGCUGGACAGCAUCCCUCACUGUGACGAGGCAACCUUCGACAAUCUCAGCUCAAACAGGAGUGUUGGCUCCAGCAGUGCACCGUCCGUGUCCGAGUCCACAGUAAGUUCCUGCUCCAGCAUCCCUCCCUCAGCCGGCAGCAGCUACCUGGUGGCCAGCCGACACCACCCCUCCACCUCCCCCUCCAACAGGAGGUCCCUCUCUCCGAAGGGCAAGAAGCCAAACAAGCGCGGUCGCCCCAAGAAGAACGUGGAAAAGAAGUUUAAGAGCACGGGUAGGAAGCGGGGAAGGCCGUCCAAGAAGGAGCUUUACGUAGAGACGUCAAGCGAGAGUGAGGACGAAAGCAUUGUCGAACCUGAGGUGAUCAAGAGUAUGAAAGAUACAGCGAUUUCUAUGGAGCACCUCCGGGCUUCGGUGAACUCGUAUUUUGGGGCGGAAGGAAGGUUGGCAUGCGGGGAGAAGUACACUGUGUUGGCGAGAAGGGUAACACCGGACGGAAAGGUGCAGUACUUGGUACAGUGGGAGGGGUUCACGCCAGAUGGUAGGACUUAGUAACUGAAAUGUAAUCUCCAAGCAGAUCCUACAAUGGCAUAAGAUAGUACCAAACUAGCCAAGGAGUGUAGUCAGCUAAAAAGUGUCCAUUUGCCAUGUAGGUAGCGAAACACACUCCUAAGCUGGCUUCACUCCUCUGCCAGCUUUUGAGACUAUCUUAUGCUACCGUAGGAUCUGCUUGGAGAUUAACUGAAAUGUGAUGUAGACAAUAAGAUAUAAUUAAUAUGUGUAAAUCCACCCCUAAAUAUGUACACAAAUGUAUGUACAUGAAGCCCAGACUCGAUUGUUUAGUGGCUCAAAACUUAGAAAAUUGAAGACCAAAUUGCUCAGCCAAGGUGCUAGCAGGGUAACAAUCAGUAGGAGCAGAGAAAUGUUUAACAUGUCUAGUAUCUACCAUACAAAUUGCAGGUCCUAAGACCCAGAUCAUAGUAAUCUACAAGCAGAUCCUAUGGUAGCAUAAUGGUAAGUAUCAAAAGCUGCCAGAGGUGUGAAGCCGGCCUAGGAGUGUGUUACGCUACCAAAUGUACACCUCUUGGCUGACAACACUCUUUGGCCAGUUAAGUACUAUCUUAUGCCAUUGUAGGAUCUGCUAACUAAAGAGAUUAGUUCAUAGCAGGUUUUGCAAAUCUGGAGGCACUGAAUUAAUCCUGUAAUCACAAUCACAUUCAUGUCUCUUAUUUUAAGGUAGCCUAUCAUUUUAGAUAGCCAUUGUAUAACAUUGUCCAUACUUGUUAAAAAAAAGUAUCAAAUAUUGAAAAUUCACUAGUUGGAGCAACUGAAAUUAUCUUGCUUAUUGUUGCCAUUAUAUGCUUCCAGUAAUGUUUUACAAGAAUGAAAGAAUUCUCUAUGUCAUUAGAUUGUGCUGGAAGGUUUAGGAAGGCCAGUACCUUUUUCAUCCCGUAAUGUCGGUAUUUUCAAAAAUAGUUUCAUCAGGUUGGUAGAAUAUAGGAAAAUUCUUUUUACACAACCAGCAGGUACUUACAUAGCUUACGAUUCAAUGUCUCUCAGACACCAGCAAUUUGUUUUCUCACCGCAAAAGCGCUGCCUACAUAGCGGUGAGAAGCUGAACUCCAGUUAGAAGCUCUGACGAAGGUGUCUGAGAGACAUCGAAACGUAAGCUAUGUAAGUACAAUGUACCUGCUAGUUGUGUAAAAAGAAUUCUCCUAUAUCCAAUGUCGGUAUUAAUUGUAAGAGUUUUGUGAAGAAAUUUAUCUUGUAAAAUCUAGACAUCCUGUACAAUUGUAGUAGACAUAAUGUACAAUCAUGAAAGCUAUCAGUAAUAAAUGAUAGGGUUUGUAUAGAUACUUUCUUUAGUAUUUGUAAGAGAAGUCAGUUAUAGAUUAUUAGCUUUUAUAAGAAUUAUGUGUACCCAGAAAAGUUAAUUUGUCAUUUUCAAUCCCUCUAUGUGUAGAUUUCCUAUUAAUGUACAUGUAUUUGGUGCUCAUUAUUGAGGCAUUUGUAGCUACAUUGUAUUAGAGAAAGAUAUGUCUUCUAUUGAAUGUAAGGUAAUAUUGAUUAUAGAAGAAAAUACUUCUCUGGCAACUUAAGAGAGUUUCACCGUAUUUCUCUUAACUCUUCAAGUUGUUUUCUCUAAAGUGGACUCAUCAUCAUCAUCAUCACCCCAUAGCAUUUUAAUCAGCCAUGGACUGGGUGGAUCCAAAAGCACAAUUUUUAAUGACAGACAACAGAAUACAGAAAUGGGACUGUUCUUGUUACUCUUUGUUUCGAAACUGCAGUUUUUCAGCUCAAAACAAAAGUUGUUGUAUGAAAGGUGAUACCAGCAAAGGAGACAGUUACAAAACUUUAAGACAACAACCCACACUAUAGUCCAGCCAUAAGUAGUCAUACAUUGGUUUAAACAAGGUCCUUCGUUUAGAUUCAUAGAUACAUACUUUUAGCAAGAAGUUGAAGAACAUACUAUUAGAAUUCUAUGAUCUCUUACUCAGAAUUGUGCCAUAACAAAUUAAAUAUGUGGAAUUUGUAUCUCUUUACCUGUUUAGUUAAGGUUUUGUAUUAAACUUUGAAUUGUUGAUUAGA